AUGAUAAAUGAAGACCCAAAGAUAUAGCAACUCUAUUCAAGUUUAUCAUAUUGUAUAAAAUAACUUGAUCAAAUAUUGUAAACUAAAAAGUAGCCUCCUUAAUAGAAAAACACUGCCGCUGAAAAAAUAAUCAUUAAAUAAGAAAGUGUUGAAAUGUUAAUUUUUAUUAUAUUCUAAGUUCUGAGGAUUACAAAAAUCUAACUAAAGAAUUAGAAACUUUGAAAGCCUAACAUGAAUCAUUAUUGAUGGAAAUUAAGAAAAUUAAAGAAAACUUAGUAAAUUUCAAAAAAAAGUAUUCUAAACUUGAUGAAGAAUUUUAAGCUUAAAUAGAACUAAUUAAAGAAUACAAAAUAACACAAAUCAACCCAAAGUAUAUAGAGCUGCCUCGAGAGGAAAUUAAUCUCUAUAAAUCUGUUAAAACUUAUAUAAACUUGAAUUAGUCUAGGUUUACUUUAUUUUUAAAAUCUUUAUUACAUGAAUGCAAAGAAGAAAAGUUUUUAAAUCUAGAUUAACUUCUAAACUCAAUCCAAGAUUAUUACAAAAACUAAUAAUUUUAUUUGAAACCAAAGUUUAGUCUAAAUAGUGUUGAGAGAGUUCGCUUACCUAGUUUGGAAAUUAGAUAUUUUACAAACAGAAAAUCUAAAGAUUAUAACUAAUAUAUCAACUACCACUAAGAUCGUAAAUCAUUAUCAUUUGCUAUUUGA
Messenger RNA from Paramecium sonneborni, 704 nucleotides. The record is from the annotation of a GenBank genome assembly. Lineage: Eukaryota; Ciliophora; Oligohymenophorea; Peniculida; Parameciidae.